Molecule: messenger RNA, 4124 nt
Organism: Salvelinus sp. IW2-2015
Lineage: Eukaryota; Metazoa; Chordata; Actinopteri; Salmoniformes; Salmonidae
Source: RefSeq, a predicted model, not a curated record
GACAGUUAGACUUAGAGAACAGAAAAGAGUUUGUAAGGAGAGGCAGAGACAGUUAGACUUAGAGAGACAGAAGAAGUUGGACAAGGAGAGGACUGAAGAGUUGGAGAGAAUAAAGGAGAUGGAGAGAAGACAACUGUUUGAGUUUGAAAAACAGAAGCAGAAUGAGAGAGGGAGGCAACAGCUUCUGGAGCUUGAAAAGCAGAGACAAAGAGAGAGAAUGGAGAGAGAGGAGCAGGAAAAGAUGAGACAGCAAGCCAUACAACAGGAGGAAGACAGACAGAGAGAGUUGGAAAGGGAAAGAGUGCAAGAGUUGGAGAGAGAGAGGCAACGCGAUCUGGAAAGACUAAAACAGAGAGAGUUGGAGAGACAGAAACAGUUGGACUUUGAGAGACAGGAAUUGGAAAACCAGAGGGAUAGAAAAAGGGAGUUAGAGAGGGAGAGACAGAGGAUAGAAGAACUGGAGAGAAUAAAGGAGAUGGAGAGAAGACAACUGUUUGAGUUUGAAAAACAGAAGCAGAAUGAGAGAGAGAGACAACUGCUUCAUGAGCUUGGAAAGCAGAGACUAAGGGAAAAGAUGGAGAGAGAGGAACAGGAGAAGAUGAGACAGGUAGCCAUACAAGAGGAGGCAGAGAGACAGAGAAUCAUGGAGAGGCAGAGGAGAGAGAACCAGGAGAGGGGGGUGCUGGACUCUUUACCUCUCAGACCUAAAAUGCUGGAUCUAGACUCUKGGUGCUGGUCUCUGGGUGACCUGCACUCCAGAGGCAGUCCCCACUCCCCUAGUGUCCGAUGGAAGCAGCCCUCUCCCUGGGCAGAUGACCACUACAGACCUGGUAUCUUGGACAUAGACUCAUUCAGGUCCCARACCGAGACACAACCCUUGCCCACUAGAGAGGUGUUCCCUGUUACUGGCAUCCAGGGCUCAGACCCAGGUAGUGGGGUGAGAUCCCACCCCCACUCUCCAGAAAGGGAAGGUGGCCAUAGGAUGGCUCCCGAGGGCGCAGUGGGGCGACCCAGUACAGUGUGGGCCCCCUCUCAGCAGGAGCUGUGGGAGCAGAGGCUAAGCAUCGACGAGGAAUCAGUGGAUAGGCCCAUGGCUGGACCAGAGCCACCCAGGAAGCCUGCCAAUAAACCCAGCCUGGAGCAGCUCCUCCACAGGCUGGAGGACAGGGCCACGGCCCCCAUCCUGGUCCCAGAGAGACGCUGGUCUGGUAUGCCCAGUGAACCAUCCUUCCCCAGGAGAGCGCCCCACAGCCCUGGGUCCCCCAUGGAGCAGACCUGGUUCCCCCAGGACUCAGAGCCCCAGGGGCACAGGGUAGAGGCCAGAGGCCAGAGGAGAUCUCAGGGCUCCCAGGAGCUGAACCGGAUSAGGUCCCGCAGCGUGUCCCGUAGAUCAGCCCCGUCUGAGUGUGCUAUGGAGGGGAGCCUGUCCAGGAUCAGGUCCCGCAGCGUGUCCCGUAGAUCAGCCCUGUCUGCGAGUGCUAUGGAGGGGAGCCUGUCCAGGAUUAGGAGCAGGAGUACACAUAGAGAGAGAGGCCGACAGAGCUGGGAGCAGUUGAAGCAGAAUGUGGACGGUGAGGAGGGGAGGGACAUGGACACACUGGUCCGUGAGACGGACAGUCAGUACGGGACCUGGGAGACAGGACUGCACACUGACGAUAGCCUGACUCCUGCCACGCCCCCCUCAGACAGCCACCCCAGUCAAUCCCCUCGGAAACCCACUCCACUUUACACGCCAGGGGAACAUGUCCACACCCCGCCCAGUGACCUCGACACUCCAGACGGCUUCUCUGCCCAGCCCGAGAUACAACCACUCCCCUUCCCUGAGGCCUCCACCAGCCUACUGGACUCCAGUGCUCUGCGCUCCAGGGUGCAGUUGAGUAAGAUGCGGGGGCCACGUUCACGCCCCUCCAGGGUCUCUCGUCAAACUGCUGCUCUGUCUGUACACCCAGAGGGACAGGCCACGCCUACUGAGGACUGGCGCUCUCGAGACUCCACAGAGGACAAAGUGGAGUCUUCCAAGAAGGACUCAGACUCUGAGGAGCAAGCGAGAGGAGCAGACCCCCGCUCUGCUGCUGCCUCCUCCCAGCCCCAGAGAGUCGCCCUCUUCCCUGGGAUGGACCCGUCUGCUCUCAUGGCCCAGCUUAAGAAGAGAAGCGAUUCUGACAAUCAGACAGAGGGACCCGCCACUUCUCCCUCCCAGUUAUCCCGUUCUCCUAAAUCACCCUUCCUGCCCCGGGCGUCCCGUGUGCUGCCCCCCUCCGUAGGGAAAGAAAAUGGUGAAGAGGCCUCACCACAGUGGCUGAGAGAGCUGAAGUCCAAGAAGCGCUUGAGUCAGUAUGAAAAUGACAGCUAAGUGUGAAUGAGCAGGUUGCCUUAACUGAAGAAUCUGGUGGAGAAUCGGAAAGUAGCCUUAACAUUGGACCCUGAGAAGAUGGGAAUUCUGCUGCUGACGUUGUAAUUCGUCAUCUGUUUGUUUCUUUUCUCUGUUCUCUUCCUGCCUUGCUCAAAUCCAUGUGCAUGGUGCCUUCUUUCAGACAACCUCGGUCUUAUGGAUGAAACGAGCAAGGGAAAACAUGGGGCUGCUCUGCUCAGCGUGUCCAUUUCACUGCUAGCUCCUCCACCUCCUGUGUCAGGGGGGUCUUUGCAUAAAGCCACUUUACCCUCUCACGUGACAGGGAAGACUACGGAAGGGGGCGAUCCCAUUCUCUCCUGUCAGGUUGUAUUUCAUUAAUGGUUAACUUGUGGGACCACAUGCCUCUUAACCUGGAAGUGCUUCAAUAAGCUGGAGGACAGUAUAGCACCUCCACAAGACAUAUUUUUAUUUCGUUUUCUCUUUUAAAUAUCAUUUUCAGGUUAGUCUAUGUUAAUUGUAUCUGUCAGUGGAGGAGUGUUGGAAAAUAUUUCAGAUUUUAUUUUUUGUCAUGGAUCAUAGAGAACAAAACACUGCUGAACUAAUGGUCAGCCAGCCUGUAUUAUGUGUUACUAAUAAAUAUGGUAUCUGUAAUCAUGAAAUGUUAUAUUUUGUAUUGUUGCUAAUUUGGAAGCUGAAUGCUGGGUUUGUAUGGAGAGCAUUUAAAGCAUCACUACAGCAGAGGUCCCCAACCCCAUUCCUCUGAGCCACUCAGUGACUGAUGUCAUGAACUAACUGAGAAUCUGUUGUGUUGACGUCAUGCAGUCCCUUUAAACUUAUGGGUGAAGAGGAAUGCUUUGUGUUCGCUGUAUUUUCAAUCAUGUCUGAAUCUGUUUCUACUGGUGGGAAAGGGGAGGGGAAGGGUUAAUCACAAUGGACAUCUACCUCCAUCUCAAUUACACGCACGCACGCAUGAACGCUAAUCAGCCUGUUCUUCCUCCCUUCACCUCCACUUACCUCUUCAGUGAAAGAUCAAAUGAUUGUGUGUGUAAUACUGAUGGAUGAGUGAGUAAGGAUUGCAAGGAAAAUGUACAUGUUACCAAUGAGCCAUACAUUCAAUGUGCACUCCCUGGUUUCUGUUUUACCAGCAUGUCUGCAACACAUCUCCCAUUUAGCGACCUCACGUGCAUUUUCCCAUCAUUGUUUGGGAAAGGAUAUGCAUGCACAGUCUCUGGUCCUUUUUAUCAUGCUUUACUCAGACACUUAACUGAAUGGCCACACCAAGUAGCAGUGGUACAAUCACAGUCUGGAUAUCAUGGCUUCAUCCACAACUGUAAUGGUCCCAUUGUGCACAUGGUCGGUGGAGUAUGGCGUACACUACUCCAGUGGGGAAUGCAAGUAAAGUAUAUUGUUUUGAGAUGAGGGUGGUAAUUUACCCUUUUUUUCUGCACAUGACUUGGACUAUUUGCACCAGUUGUUUUAGGGCUUGUUUGAGCUGACUUAGGCCAUUCCCCUGACCAUGUUAGCCGUGCUCCACUGUCCCACUACUUCCACUACAGCAUUUUUGUAGACAGACGUUGGAACGCUAAUGCAAUGCAAGUGAAUGUUUUGAGUUGUUGUCCCUUUGGUGUCUGUCCAUGGAGUUUGACUUUGUCAUUACUUAUUUUUUUCUCUUUCUCGUCUGUUUUAUUUGAAAGUAAAAUGUAUAUUGCACUGUUGUAAGGCCGUUGUUCAAAAGUGUAAAUUCUCAAUAAAAUGUACUGCGUUAAGCUUC